Molecule: messenger RNA, 2944 nt
Organism: Gigantopelta aegis
Lineage: Eukaryota; Metazoa; Mollusca; Gastropoda; Neomphalida; Peltospiridae
Product: heat shock protein 70 A1-like
Exons: 1
Coding region: 175-2559 (794 amino acids)
Biological process (GO): cellular response to unfolded protein; protein refolding
Cellular component (GO): cytoplasm
Molecular function (GO): ATP binding; ATP hydrolysis activity; ATP-dependent protein folding chaperone
Source: RefSeq, a predicted model, not a curated record
UUAUACAAAGGAGGUACAUUAAUGAUGUCAAGUAAAAAAUAACGUAAGGAGGCAUGUAUGAAGAAGAAACUUUCGAAAGGCGCGUACCACGAUGCCUUGCAUGUUGUCUAACUUGUUUACAGAUGUGUACAGACUUAAAGACAAUUAUUACGAACAACAGAUGUGAUUACUUAAAUGGCAAACGCUGUCGGCAUUGAUUUGGGCACGACAUAUUCCUGUGUAGCCGUUUUUGAACACGGGAAAGUAGAAAUCAUAGCCAAUGAUCAAGGUAACCGCACGACACCAAGUUGCGUUGCCUUUACUGGCACUGAACGAUUGUUGGGGGAAGCUGCCAUAAACCAAAUAGCAUUCAACCCAUCAAACACUGUCUUCGACUGCAAACGAUUGCUAGGCAGAAAGUAUCACGACUUGCAUGUUCAAAACGAUAUGAAGCACUGGCCGUUCAAAGUUAUCAAAGAAGACGACAAACCGAAGAUUCUAGUAGAAUAUAAAGGAAACACAAAAAUGUUUUGGCCGGAAGAAAUCAGUGGCAUGGUUCUGACCAAAAUGAAAGAGACGGCAGAAGCUUAUCUUGGACAAAUUGUGAACGAUGUCGUUGUUACGGUACCUGCGUAUUUUAAUGACGCUCAGAGACAAGCGACAAAAGAUGCUGGAUCAAUUGCUAGUUUGAACGUUCUAAGAAUAAUUAACGAGCCAACGGCCGCGGCGCUUGCAUAUGGUCUUGACAAGAAUCUAACAGGUGAAAAAAAUAUCCUUGUAUACGACGUUGGUGGUGGAACAUUUGAUGUUUCUAUCCUGACUAUAAACGAAGGAUCAAUGUUUGAGGUGAGGGCAACUGCCGGUGACACGCAUUUGGGAGGUGAAGAUUUUGAUAACCGAAUAGUGACGCAUAUUGUCAAGGAAUUUAAACGUAAAUACCACAAAGAUAUGUCUGUUAGUCAAAAGGCGAUCCGUCGCCUAAAAGCUGCGUGUGAACGUGCCAAAAGGGUUCUGUCGGUGAACACUGAAGCGAGUAUUGAAAUUGAUUCUCUGUUUGAAGGGAUUGACUACUAUACUAAGCUAACGAGAGCACGAUUUGAAGACUUGUGUAUGGACUUGUUUGUCAGUACUAUGGGUCCAGUAGAACACGCCAUUAGCGAUGCUAGACUGAAAAAGUCACAAAUCGAUGAAGUGGUUUUGGUCGGUGGUUCUUCGAGAAUUCCUAAAAUACAGAAGCUUCUCCAAGAAUUGAUGGAUGGCAAGGAGUUGAACAAGUCUAUUCACCCAGACGAGGCAGUGGCUUACGGAGCCGCUGUUCAAGCAGCUAUCUUGAUUGGUGAUACUAGCGAAGUCAUCAGAGAUGUUCUUUUGGUGGACAUCACUCCAUUAUCACUUGGUGUUGAAACAUCAGGUGGGAUGAUGAGUGUGCUCAUAAACAGAAACGCACGUAUACCAUGCAAGACAUCAAGACCGUAUACAACAAAUCAUGAUAAUCAGGAAAAAGUCACGAUACACGUGUAUGAAGGGGAGCGAGCUACAACUCAGCAUAACAACAGUCUUGGCAGGUUUCAUCUAGAACGCAUCCCACCAGCUCCGCGUGCCACUCCUCACAUAAAUGUCACUUUUGACAUUGAUGCCAACGGAAUUCUGAAUGUGUUGGCCCAAGAAAGAUCUUCAGGCGUUUGGAAUGAGAUCACCAUCAGACACGAAAAGGGUCGAUUGAGUGCGGCAGAAAUACAAAAAAUGAUUCACGAUGCAGAAAAAUACAGACACGAAGACGAUCGAAUAAAAGCAACAAUAAAAGCCAAGCAUCGCCUGGAGAAUUUCAUUUUCGGUGCACGCCAGGCUGUAAACGAGGACAGAGGCACCCUCAGCGAACUUGAAAAAACUACUAUGCUUGGGAUCUGUGAAGAAACUCUGUUGUGGAUGGACCUCAACGCGCAGGCCGAUAAAAAAGAGUAUGAAUUUCAGUUGCAAGAAAUGGAGAGAGAGUGUAGACCAAUCCUGGGGAAGAUUCGUGGUUCUGGUCAUCUUGGACGUCCGAGUAUUGGCGGACAAAGUUAUAGGACUGUGCAGACUGGACGUCCGAGUGUUGGAGGUCAAAGUUAUAGGACUGUGCAGAGUGGACGUCAGAGUGUUGGAGGUCAAAGUUAUAGGACUGUGCAGAGUGGACGUCCGAGUGUUGGAGGUCAAAGUUAUGCGACUGUGCAGGCUGGACAUCCUAGUAUUGGAGGUCAGACUGGGCGUUCUAGUAUUGGAGGUUUGACUUCUGUAAGUCAACAGCUUGGACGUCCUAGUAUUGGAGGUCAGACUCUUGUAGGUUUUGAAUCUGGACGUCCUAGUAUUGGAGGUCAGACUGGACGUCCUAGUAUUGGAGGUCAGACUGGACGUCCUAGUAUUGGAGGUCAGACUGGACGUCCUAGUAUUGGAGGUCAGACUGGACGUCCUAGUAUUGGAGGUCAGUCUGGACGUCCUAGUAUUGGAGGUAUGACUUCUGUAAGUCGACAGGCUGGACGGUCGAGCAUUGGUGGACGAUCAUCGAAAAGUUAUCAUGGGCCGCUGGUUGAAGAAAUGGAUUAAAGAUAGUAACGAGGAGUUAAAAUGUGUAUACAAGUUUAACACGUGUCUUUGUUGUUUGUGUCUGGAGAGGCGGCCCCAACACAAGUCGUUCCAUUGACUCUUUCACUGGUAAAACAACACUACCUUUCCUGCAAGAUGUAUAGGAUUUCUAGAUCUGAAACCAACUAAUAGGAAGGCUUUUGUUUAGUCUUUUAACUAAAAUAUUUCGUAUUCCGGACAUGUUUUCUGGUCUGUAGUUUUUCUUUACUUUUUGUUUCAUAUGAUCAUUCAACUUUUUUACUUUUUAUACUUUUUUUUAUUUUAUUUUAUAUUAUUAUUAUUAUUAUUAUUAUUAUUAUUAUUAUUAAACCGUAAUUAAAGUCCAAGCAAAUCAGCUAUAUGAGGA